Puccinia triticina is the source of this 843-nucleotide messenger RNA. RefSeq lists its product as uncharacterized. Bases 1 to 843 code for a protein of 280 amino acids. The transcript has 3 exons. The record is from RefSeq and is a predicted model, not a curated record. Lineage: Eukaryota; Fungi; Basidiomycota; Pucciniomycetes; Pucciniales; Pucciniaceae.
AUGAACGACCCUUUCGCAGAGAUCGAGGGCCGCUGGAGGGAAGCCAGCAGCAAGGCCCCCAGCAGCUUAAACAGCCAGCUGCCCCACUCAAACGAACACCUCCUCAACCAGCUCGGCCACUUCUCCUUCUCAAACAACCCACACCCAGCCGAGGCCCCCAAGCACGCCCACCCCAGCUUCAACCCACCCCUGUCGAUGAACCUGCUCAGCAUGCGAAGAGCCGACCACCAGCCCCCGCUCUUCCGCCCGCCAUCCUCCGCCUCCGCAAACAAGAACUCCUUCUCCUCCACCGACCUCGCCCUCGACCAUCUCCCCCGCACCAGGCUCUCCAGCUUCUCCACCGAACUCGAGCCCAUCUCUGUGCCGAGCGAGCUGACGGAGACGUUCCCGUAUGAAUACGGGCCCAAAGAGGUGCUCCCGGACGUCUUCCUGGGCUCGGAACAGAACGCACGCGACGGCAACCUGCUCUCGUCCAUGGGCUUCGGGCUGAUCAUCAAUGUGGCCAAGGAGGUCGAGUGUCCCUGGGAGCCCACCUCGUCCCCCGCGCCCAUCGAGCACCUCUGGCCCACGCCCCUCCAGCAGCAGCAGCAGCCCAGGAAACGCGGCCUGAUGGUCCGCCCGACGGCCUCGACCCCCAAUCUGAAGCGCUCCUUCGAGGGCAAGAUCCGCGCUGGAGCCGGGCGCGGCCCCGACGCGGCCGGCGAGAGGCAGGCGGAAGGGCGGGUGGACGAGGAGGACGCGGACUCAGAGAUGGCCGACCUCGACCACACCCUCCACAACCCCCCCACGCCUACGCUCCUCUACACCCCCUCCACCAACCCGCUCGACACCCUCGCCAGCUGA